Messenger RNA from Peniophora sp. CBMAI 1063, 1779 nucleotides. The record is from the annotation of a GenBank genome assembly. NCBI's taxonomy places the organism in Eukaryota, Fungi, Basidiomycota, Agaricomycetes, Russulales, Peniophoraceae.
AUGUGUGCCCUCCACCUUCGACAGACAUUUGCCGAGAAGAUUAGGAGGGAUGUUGUCGUUCUUCCCGGCAAUUGGCCCCAGGAAUCCCCGACCGAAUCUCCGACGCAAGCAACCAGCAGUGCAAACCUGCGCUCUGCCAAGGCCGACGCUGAAAAGCGUUGGGGGGAAAGUCCUGAGGCAGCGCUUGAGCCUCUCUUCAGAUAUCAUGAAGCGCUGACGAUACAACCAUGCUGGGGGAAUCUAACGCCUCUCGCCUACUAUGCCGCCGUUUUCUUCUCUGCAGUUGGUCCUGAUCUGGAGCAACACGGACUCGAACGCUGGAAAAGUCUCAUAGAUGCCGGCUUGCUCGACUUCUGCGAACGAGUGCUCAGCAAAGAUGAUUUACUCAGCCAGAUAUAUCAGCCUUGGAAUUUGAAGUUCUUCGAGAUUCUCGAGUCCACCUUCCGAACCAUACAUCGAUAUCUAUUGGGUUUAGGAUCGAGUACCGAUCCUCAUCAUCCUCUACGUAUCCGCGCUAUCUCUAUCGCAAAUCAAUUAUGGCACAUCAUCAUUGACCGGCCCCACGCCUUUGUCAGUGUGGGCUGGGACAGCUCGUCAAAGGAGCAAUAUCAGCACAUGCUCUGUCGAGUGAUAUUGGCCUUUCAACCUAUUACGAGUACUCUUGGCACUUCUGGACAGUCUUUCAAUGGACCCAAAUGGCAGCCCUAUCAUCGCGUAGUUUUCUUCAAUUGGUUCCAUGGCCAUGACCCUACCGAUUAUAUGGGGCUCGUGGAAAGCCAUCUUCUUACGCCCUAUAAGCAUCUUUUCCCUCUGAUGUUUACAUCACCCCUCGACACAUCUCUGCCCGGCGACGAACCUCAAGAAUUCACGUCUUUCGUCGAGGACGAGAUUAUUGGAGUAUAUGGCGCUCGCGAAUUUCUUGACCGCCUAGCACUUAGCUUCCAACACCCCGAAAAUGUCAACAAGCGCCUCGUAUGGCUAACCAAAAUGACCAAAGCUACUAUUCUUCGCCAAGAGUUCACGCCCUAUAUCAGAGCCUCUGGUCUUCUCUGGAGCAUGCGCCAGGCCGCGGACCGACAAAUAAUGAAGGGAGAGAAGGAUGACAUGGCUACGUAUACUGUCUUUGACCACACUCUCAUGGUCUUCAGUCUUUUCAGUGAAAUCUUGAGUGUAUCCGAAGGGGCCGCUUACUUGGUGAAGGAGUGCGACGUGAUUGAGUUGCUAUCUAUGACGGUCGUUCUGGCUGUCAGGAUACAGCCGCUCGUCCCGCUUGGGUACACUGGACUAUCGUCUUGCGUGCACCCUUUGCGAGUGUGGACCGCGCUCGGAACAACGCUCUACAUGCGCAGCGGCAGGAACUCUCUUCUCAAGGCGUUCAAGCAUUCCGUCCGUAGAGAAUGGUAUCCGACACUUGUGGCGCUACGCACCCUUCCAAAGGGACACAUUUCGAACGACGAAGACAGCCAAAACUUUGCUCGGUUAUGGUAUGAACUCGGAAUGACUGUGGGUCUGGAUGAAAACAAGGAAAGAGAGGAGUAUGAGCGGUUUGGCAAACGCGCAGCUCGAUCAUGCUCGUGGCGCGAAUGUCGAUAUCAUACCGAGCCGGCACCGAAUCCGCCAAGGGUAUGCGUAGGUUGCGGCGAGGUGCGCUACUGCGGGAAACCUUGUCAGAUGAAGGAUUGGAAGCAAGGCCAGCACAAGAAGAGGUGCAAGCGGCUCAAGGAGAAGCCUAAUGUACCGCGCGAGUCGGCCCAGACUUACGGUCUUCUCACGUACUAG